Spizellomyces punctatus DAOM BR117 is the source of this 1371-nucleotide messenger RNA. RefSeq lists its product as uncharacterized. The transcript has 4 exons. Gene Ontology annotation, cellular component: membrane. The coding region runs from base 51 to 1160 and encodes 369 amino acids. The record is from RefSeq and is a predicted model, not a curated record. NCBI's taxonomy places the organism in Eukaryota, Fungi, Chytridiomycota, Chytridiomycetes, Spizellomycetales, Spizellomycetaceae. Gene Ontology annotation, molecular function: serine-type endopeptidase activity.
CAUCAACGUUGGGCAGGUGAAAGGCAUCUUGCACGCCCUUCACCGCAACAAUGUGGACCAUUAGGGCAUUUCCAUCUGUGAGCCGCUUCCAUGCUGCUGGCGGACGAAUAUUUGCAUGUACAACUUUCUCACCAACUCUUGUUCGUCAAGCGCGGUUGCCCAUCCAUCCAGGGCUCACACCGCAAUCUCGACCAUUGUCACAUGUAAUCUUUCAACGAGCCUUCUCCCCACCUGAACUGCCCCGUGCUUCCUGCUUCCUUCCUGGCCUGGUCCGACGUGUGCUUACUCAACAAAGUUCAAUCCAUAGCGGUUUUCCUUCUCCUUGGUUUUCGUGUUUAAAGGCCCCCAACCAGCAAAGAAACGUCUGGAAUGCAGUUGCAUCGCAAUUCAGGUUGAGUCAGCGUCGAAUGGUACGGACCAACUGGUAUCAACCAACCAAUGCGAAGUCAACUGGAUCUGGUGGCUCUUGGUCGAACUUUGGCAGAAAUGCGGACAAGUAUUUAAAUAGCCAAAAUGUCAUAUACGGCCUGAUUGGCAUUAAUGUUGCAGUAUUCCUCCUAUGGCAGUAUGCAGUCGGGAAUGCCAAAGCGUAUGGUGACCAGCGACUCUAUCAGUUCCUGAGCAACAACUUUUUGGUUGGUUACGAGAAUGUAUUUGUUCAUAAACGAUGGUGGACGAUGUUGACGGCGAACUUCAGUCAUAAUGAGCUUUGGCACAUGUUUGUCAACAUGUUUGUCUUGUACUCUUUUGGUCCUCCCGUGAUUGAUAUCAUUGGACCCCGCCAAUUUAUCUUUUUGUAUGUUGCCGCGGGAUUGGCUUCAUCGGUGGCAUCGCUCCUCCACAGUACCAUGUCCACUCGUCGAAAUGCGUGGGGAGUACCAAAGAGGCAGUUCACUGCAACUCACGGUGCUAGCGGUGCUAUCACGGGUUGUACGAUAUUGUUUGCUGCAACAUACCCCACGGUACCGGUUUAUCUGUUUAUGGUCAUUCCGAUUCCGGCUGCGGUAGCAAUUGGUGGGUUUGUGGCGUAUGAUAUAUAUCGAAGCUACACAGGAUCGUCAGGACGUACUGAUAGUGCGGCGCAUAUUGGAGGGGCCGCGGCCGGAUUGGCUUAUUGGUAUUUCAAGGUGCGCGGCAGAUAUAGAGGCGGACGCUGGUAGGGUGUACCUGGACUCGGACGAGGUGCAACCUUUGUAUGCAAUUGAUGCCCUUCGAGACCAGUGUGUGUAUAGUGACUCGACAUGUGCUUCACACAACAAUCCAUUUCAAAUAAUAUUCUAUUUCUGACUUUUCGCGACGGUGUAUAGCUUUCUCAGCAUAUGCUUCAUACAAGCAAUCUAUUUCAAAUAAAAUUACAUAAAUGGUCGUAGG